CUCCCCCCUGUAUAAAAAACCAACAGCGGUGGCAGCUCUCUUUCCCAGGUGAGCCAGCCAGCGAGUGCGCCACCACCACAACCCAGAUCUCCGCCUCGCCGGCUGGCCACCCCCACCCCGACCACCACCAUGCGGAGCACGGGGCCGGCGGCUACCGCGACGGUGAAACGGGUGGCGCAGAGGGUGGUGGCCCCGUCGGCGCCCACGCCCGGCGGCGAGCUCCCGCUCUCCUGGCUCGACCGCUACCCCACGCAGCGCGCGCUCAUCGAGUCCCUCCACGUCUUCAAGGGCCGCGCCGGCGACGAGGCCGCCGAGUCCCCGGUCAAGGCCAUCGAGCGCGCCCUGGCCGCCGCGCUCGUGAGCUACUACCCCAUCGCCGGCCGGCUCGCGCUGUCCGACGGCGGCGAGCUGGUCGUGGACUGUACCGGCGAGGGCGUGUGGUUCGUGGAGGCCACCGCGAGCUGCACCCUGGAGGAGGUGGACUACCUCGAGUACCCGCUCAUGGUGCCCAAGGACGAGCUCCUGCCGCACCCCACCUACCCCGCCUCCGACCCCCUCGCCGAGGACUCCGUAAUCCUUCUAGUCCAGGUCACGCAGUUCGCGUGCGGCGGGUUCGUGGUCGGGUUCCGGUUCAGCCACGCCGUCGCGGACGGCCCCGGCGCGGCGCAGUUCAUGUCGGCGAUGGGCGAGAUCGCUCGCGGGCGGGCCGCGCCGUCGCUGAUGCCGGCGUGGGGCCGCGAGGCGAUCCCGAGCCCGCCGACCGCGUCCGUGGGCCCGCUCCCGGUCCCGACGGAGCUCCGGCUGCAGUACCUGGCCAUGGACAUCUCCACCGACUACAUCGACCACUUCAAGGCCCGGUUCCUGGAGGAGACGGGGCACCGGUGCAGCGCGUUCGAGGUGCUGAUCGCCAAGGCGUGGCAGGCCCGCACCCGCGCCGCCGGGUUCGCGAGGGGCUCCCCCGUGCACGUGUGCUUCGCCAUGAACGCGCGCCCCGCGCUCCGCCCCCGCGCGCUGCCCGACGGGUUCUACGGCAACUGCUACUACAUCAUGCGCGUGUCGGCGCCGGCCGAGGCCGUGUCGGACGCGCCGCUGAACGACGUGGUCCGGCUGAUCCGCGAGGGAAAGAAGCGGCUCCCGUCCGAGUUCGCGCGGUGGAGCCGCGGGGAGAUGGGCGACGGCGGGGACCCGUACCGCAUCACGUCCGACUACCGGACGCUGCUGGUGUCGGACUGGUCGCGGCUCGGGUUCGCGGAGGUGGACUACGGGUGGGGCGCCCCCGUGCACGUGGUGCCCCUCACCAACCUGGACUACAUCGCGACGUGCAUCCUGGUCCGCCCCUCCGCGCACAAGCCCGGCGCGCGCCUCAUCACCCAGUGCGUCGCCGCCGACGGCGUCGACGCCUUCCACCGGGACAUGAUGCGGCUCGACUGAUUGGUCACCCACCCGAUCAGUUCCGGCGGGUGCCGUUGCCAACGGCCAGUAGUUGUCGGCCGGAGAACAGAGGAGAAUAUUCUACUGCAACACCACGAUACAUACAUAAAAUACGUGUUGUAACCGUUUGAUUUAUUCGUUCCAUUCGAUUAAAUUCGUUUUGCCA
This is a messenger RNA of Aegilops tauschii subsp. strangulata, 1597 nucleotides long. Its product is annotated as acyl transferase 7. The record is from RefSeq and is a predicted model, not a curated record. NCBI's taxonomy places the organism in Eukaryota, Viridiplantae, Streptophyta, Magnoliopsida, Poales, Poaceae.